AUGGCUGGCGCAGCGCCCAAUUCUUUCCCGAGGGAUUCUUGGGUCGGUCACGACAAGCCACUGGAUUGGAUUGGCGGGUUAGCUUGCAUCCACGGUAUCUUUCAGGAUGCCUAUGUGAACUGGUGCGCCACAUUCAAAGACGUUGGUGACGUCGGCGCUGGAGGCGUCGAUGGAGCCCCUGCAGGCGGCGCAGCUGCGCCCCCGAUGCUGUUGGAUGGCGACGCGGGGCCCCAUCUGGGCAUGGCAGAGGCCGCGGCGGCCGCCCCCGCAGCCCAUGCGCCUGCCGACGGGGGCCAGCCCGAUGCCCUGCCUGAGUGGAAGGUCCAGCAGCAGGAGCUGGCCCGUCGUCGCCAGCGAGUUCGGGACUGGAUAUCAAGGCCCACGUUCCUUGCUGAGACCAUCGUGCUUCGUCGCGUCGCAGAAGUCCACAGGGUUGCGAUGCAGAGUUUGUUGUGGAUGAGCGGCUCGGCAUGGGACCUUCGCCAACGUGCUGAGGAGGGCCGAGCUGUGCUGGCUGGUCGGUCUGGCUUCAAUCUCCGAUCAUAUCGAGCCUUGUCGUUGGCUUCGGGCGUCCCCGAUGUCCAGGUGAUCGGUUUGAUCAAGCAGCUGAUGAACUCUGGAGGCAUGUGGCGCGUGCUCCCAGCCCAUUGCAGGUCUCUCUCGUUGCGCCUGAAGGUGUUCAAGCAGCUAUCCAGGUCACUGUGUCUCAUGCUGGAGCUUCAGGCUCAUAGGUCAACAUGCCCUUUCAAGCCUUUUCGUUUACUCUUAGAGCCAGGUUUGAUUGAUGAGAUUCUCGCAGAGGAGCACAUGUGGGACGAUUGGUUCGCAUCCUUCCACUCGCAUUACACGAGCGAGGGCAGAGGUGGCGUCACGUCGACGAUUGCGCUGGCUGAUCUUCGGUGCACGCUCUUGCUACUCAUGCACGACACUGUGCCCGUUGAGGUCGGCCACAGUCGGAUUCGCAGGCAGCUGGAGGGGUCGAGCGUGCAGACUCAUCGACAAGCCAUCGAGGACGCCAGCGCCGCCGAGUUGCUGAGGCGGUUUCGCGCCUUCGAGCAGGCAUUCCAGGACAUUCGCGUGACUGGUGCGCCAGAGUCGGGCGCGGGAGGGCUCGCCGCGGCGCCAGCGGCCGCGCCCUCGGCCCACGCGGCGAGUUCGUCGCAGGCGGCCGGGUCGGCCCCGAGCAGGAAGGGGCGGAGCCACGGCGGCGGCCCUUACCGCGCAUUCUUAUCCCAGAGGUUUAAGAACGUGGGCGGCAAAGUCAACUGGGGCGGCAGCACUUCCGCCGAUUACCGCCGUGACAUGGCAGAUCCAGUGAAACGGGAGGUGCUCAUCGAUGCUGGCAAGCGGGCGACCGAGCAAGUGCGGAUGGGGGGCAAGAAGCCGUUCGGGCUUGGGAAGAGAGACAUCGAGAGACAGAGCUUGAAGUCCGCCCGCGAAGCCCAUGCAAAGCAUGCGCUUGCCAUGCACGAUGCCAACCUGGGGCGCCAGGACGUCGCCCAGAGCAUGUCGUUGAUGCCACUUUCUGCCAGCGCCGCGUCGCCAGCAGACUCCUGGAAAGCCGUGUUGGAUUUGAAGGCCGUCUGCUUCGCCCAGACGAAGAUGCAGCAGGAGUUGAGGGCUGCCGAGGUGCGCUCGUUGGCAAACUAUGCUCGGGAUGCUGGUUUGGGAUCGCGUUCCUUGCAGGUCGGAGCCGUAUGUGAGCAGAAGGCCGACCACUUGCCCAUGCCGAACGGCUACCCGACCUGCUACGACUACGAGUGGAUGCCAGCAGGCGCCAUGACGAAGAGCAAACAACUUUUGAGCAUCCGCACCAGCAACGUCGUCGGGCAGACGAUCCAAAACAGGUUGUUCAAAACAUGGGCGAAGUUGCACAAUAUAUGCGGUGGCCCCCGUCGACCAGAGAUCAUUGAGGCUGCGAGGAAGCUGGGCGACGUGAAGAAGAACCACCGUUGCAAGUUUCUGGGCUGUUGUGUGUGCGAUGUGGGUGGCGCAGCUCACGUGGGCAAGGUCACUGCAAAAUUCAAAGCAGCUCUUCGUUCAUCCGCUACGGCCUCAGCUGGUUUCAAACAGAAGCUGUUGGACGGGGACGUCGUCGUCGCAUUCAUUGGCAGGGACGUCGACGCCGAUGGCGGAUUCACGGAGGACGUCGACGAUUCGGUUAUUGUUUUGUGGGCCCACGUCGGUUGGCAGUGGCAGAGGCCUUGGGAGUCUCUUUUCCAUUAUGUCGAGGCCCCGCGGGGCGAUGCAGCUCCGAUUUCGCCAUGGUGUUCAAGGCCCCGCAGGGUCACGAGCUUGUUGGAUGGAUCUGGCACAGUGAAAUUUUUCUCGAAGCUGAACCUUGAUAAGCGCUGGGACGUGAGCUUUUGGGAGUUGCGGCACUCGCAUGGUAUGCUCGGGAGUUUCGUCCCGAACGUGGCCGAUUGCGAUCCCGUCAUGCCCGUCAACCCCAUUCAUUUGUUGUGGAUGCCUCGGCGCGGUCUUCCACCUGGCAAGCGGAAGAAGAGAGGCUGGAGCAUUGAUCUGUCGAAGUACGACGGCAGCGAGGAAGACGACUUCGACGGUGAGGACGUCGUGGCCGACGGCGUUGAUGCGGCCGUCGACGAUGAGCUCGAUGGGGGCCACGUCGAGGGCCCAGGAUUCGACAUUGCUGCUGCCGACGCGGCGGGUGAUCCUAUCGACUUACCGCCCGAACCCGCAGCAGAUCACGUUGCCGUGGGCGGCGCUGCUGUCAGUGAGGCUGGCACUGAGUCAGAGCGUGAGAUGGAUGUGCGGGGCUGCGGGGGCUGUGCGGAGCACAAGUAUGAUAACGAGUUAACUAAGAGUAGGACGUGCAGCGGCGACGAACUCUUGAAUCACAAGGGCCAUGAAAAGGAGGCGGAGCUCUUCGACGUGAUCAGGGGCGGCAUUGGGCUGCGUAGGACUCCCUGCGAGGGCUCCGCCCGCGCUCUAGCACCCGCGACGCUUGACCAGGCGUUCGACAUGUGCCACGUCUCCAUGCGGCGCGCGUGGUCGCGCGCUGUAGGUCUCAGGGAGAAGCCGACGAUGGCCAGAGCGAAGAUCCAUCGCAAGGGUGUUCAAGUCCGCGAGAUUGCCUCAAGGAUGCGUCGGCCGAGGUCACCGAGACAGGAACCGUUCUUCUUCCAGUGGUUGAAGUUCCAGCGAGGAGCAGAGCCCAUGGCCAGGGGCAAGCAGUCGGCGCGUGCUAAGCAGCAGGCCUUGGCGCUGCCGCAAGGGAGGGCCGCGAGCGACGAGGCCAGUGAUGGCUGUGAGAGCGUCGCCUCGGCGGCAACUGGAAUGACGCCGCCGCCUCCGAAGGCUCCUGCUCAGAUGAGGCCCCCGCCGAGGAGGAAGAAGGCACCCGCCAACUGCGUCGGCUGCGGCGUUUGCAACACUAGCCCCUGGGUCGAGUACAUCAAGAAGGCGAACGGCGAGCAGGUGCCAGUUGGUCCUGGAGAUGCCGAGUGCUACAAGACGUGGUUGGCUGGCUUCCAGACAGACGGCAGUUUCGAAGAAGUCUUGGAGAAGUGCCGCGCCGACAGCCAGUACAAGGAGUGCUUCCAGAUGGCCGGCUCCAUCAGGAAGGGGCUCACGAAGGCAGUGUACCGUCUCGCAGACAUCGUGAAAUCAUCUUCGCAGGGCUACCGCGCAUAUCGGUGCAAAGUGGGGCUGAAGCCAGUCGAAUUCGAGUCCAUUUUCAAUGGCACCAUCGAGGACGCGGGCCUGAAGCUACAGGACCUCCCGAACGAGUUCGGUGUGAUGUUCAAGGGUGCUCUCGUAAACGAUCCCGACCGACCUGGCGCCAGAUACGACGUGUUUCACGAGACCGCUUUGGAAAAGGUACUGUGUAUCAUGUCGAAGAGCGACCACCUCUGGUCUGGCCAGGAGGACAAGAUCUUCGAGAGCGUCUUCAAGUCAGACUUGAAUCCCGUGGGAUCGGCGUUGCAGAAGUUGCGGGCCCAGUCGGUCGAGCCCAACGAGAUCAGGCAGACGAUCUUUGAGAAGAGCGACAAGACAUCAAGCGGGCCCAUCGGCGUUUCCUCGUCGGGCGGUCGUUCGGCCUCGGGGUCUGGUGGAGCUGCUGCCGCCGCCAGUGCUGCAGGAGGUCCCGAAGUAGAUGCAGAGUUCGAUGAGUUGAUGGGCGACACUAUCGUUGCAGCGGAGAGCGGGCCCAUGCUGCACGAUGCCACCCCCGUCGCGAAGACGACAGCAGGCAGGAGAAAAUCGACCCCCAGCUGUGCAGCUUCGUCGGGGCUUGGUUUACGCAGGGGCGGUUCUACCAUCUAUGGAGAUCUUGAUGAUGACGACGGCGCGCCAGAUGGUAAGCGGCGCAAGUUCAGCACGACCGAGUGGAUCCAGAAGCUCGACCUCAUGAAGGCGCUGAGCGGGGCGGCGAUGGCACGCAAGAAGACUUUCGCUCAGACGCACUACAACAAUACCCCAGCCUCAGACACCAAGAAGAGCUUGCUGGCUGAGCAGAUCUUGCUGGUGGGCUACGCGAUCGACAUCAGCGAGUGCGACGUGGCCAAGGUGGAGGACGAUUUCAUCACGACCCGCAUUGCGGAACUCUUGAGGGCAACCCACGGCCAGCUGCCGACCAAUUUGAAGCUUAAGUUGUUUCACCGUUACGUGUGCCGAGCUACUGCGAACAUGGAGUUCAGAGACAAAGAUGGCAUCCAACGGUUUUUGAAGACCAUCUUCCCCUUGAACAUCAGCGGCUGUGACGACGAGGACAACUUCGACUGGAGGGUACCCAAGCUGUGGCAGUGCGAGGGGUCUCCUUCGGAACUCGCGAGCUACUUCACUGCGAGCCUCGAGAAGCUCAUCGUGCCGCUGCUGGCGAAAAACUCGGAGUCCAUCGACAUCAUCUUGAAGGCUUGCUCGUGGUGCUUGGAGGCCUACGCCGACGUCCUCUCUCAGGAGAUGGACGACUCGUAUGCCGAGGCGUUGCUGGACGCGUGUACUUGUUGGCGCGGUUGCCUUGGCCUUUUCAACGUGGCGGCUUCGACCACGCACGACAGGGCGAUCAAGAUGCUCAUCGAUAGGCCUCCCAAGGGAAAGGAGGACUCUCUGCCCUCGGUUGCACGGGCCACGAUCUCAAGGGUGAUGGAGUUCAAGCAGUACGUCGACGACUACACCGUCAAAUGUGCCAGCACGCUGCUCACUGCGCCCAAGUUUCAGGAGGACUCUCUGCCCUCGGUUGCACGGGCCACGAUCUCAAGGGUGAUGGAGUUCAAGCAGUACGUCGACGACUACACCGUCAAAUGUGCCAGCACGCUGCUCACUGCGCCCAAGUUUCAGGAGGCCAUGGCGUCGUUGCAGGAGGCCGCCACCAUGUCGAGCACGACGGAGGCGGUCAUGAAGUAUCCCGAGUUCAAGGCGAACAUGCGUCAGGGCAUGGUCGACGGCAUGGAGGCAGAGCUUUUGGGUCUCGUCCAGUUCUACGCCAAUGACUUCAAAGAGUUCAUGCGGCACGACGUGCCGACUGACCAGGCUGGACGUCACGCAGUUGUCAAGGUGUGCGAUGAGGCGAAUGCACUCUUUGAGGCGGUCGCGAAGCACAUGGUGGAGCUUGUACCCGAUGCCCCGCAGCUGGUGUCGUUCGCGAAUGCUGCUCGGGCCAAGGAUGCCUAUGUGAACUGGUGCGCCACAUUCAAAGACGUUGGUGACGUCGGCGCUGGAGGCGUCGAUGGAGCCCCUGCAGGCGGCGCAGCUGCGCCCCCGAUGCUGUUGGAUGGCGACGCGGGGCCCCAUCUGGGCAUGGCAGAGGCCGCGGCGGCCGCCCCCGCAGCCCAUGCGCCUGCCGACGGGGGCCAGCCCGAUGCCCUGCCUGAGUGGAAGGUCCAGCAGCAGGAGCUGGCCCGUCGUCGCCAGCGAGUUCGGGACUGGAUAUCAAGGCCCACGUUCCUUGCUGAGACCAUCGUGCUUCGUCGCGUCGCAGAAGUCCACAGGGUUGCGAUGCAGAGUUUGUUGUGGAUGAGCGGCUCGGCAUGGGACCUUCGCCAACGUGCUGAGGAGGGCCGAGCUGUGCUGGCUGGUCGGUCUGGCUUCAAUCUCCGAUCAUAUCGAGCCUUGUCGUUGGCUUCGGGCGUCCCCGAUGUCCAGGUGAUCGGUUUGAUCAAGCAGCUGAUGAACUCUGGAGGCAUGUGGCGCGUGCUCCCAGCCCAUUGCAGGUCUCUCUCGUUGCGCCUGAAGGUGUUCAAGCAGCUAUCCAGGUCACUGUGUCUCAUGCUGGAGCUUCAGGCUCAUAGGUCAACAUGCCCUUUCAAGCCUUUUCGUUUACUCUUAGAGCCAGGUUUGAUUGAUGAGAUUCUCGCAGAGGAGCACAUGUGGGACGAUUGGUUCGCAUCCUUCCACUCGCAUUACACGAGCGAGGGCAGAGGUGGCGUCACGUCGACGAUUGCGCUGGCUGAUCUUCGGUGCACGCUCUUGCUACUCAUGCACGACACUGUGCCCGUUGAGGUCGGCCACAGUCGGAUUCGCAGGCAGCUGGAGGGGUCGAGCGUGCAGACUCAUCGACAAGCCAUCGAGGACGCCAGCGCCGCCGAGUUGCUGAGGCGGUUUCGCGCCUUCGAGCAGGCAUUCCAGGACAUUCGCGUGACUGGUGCGCCAGAGUCGGGCGCGGGAGGGCUCGCCGCGGCGCCAGCGGCCGCGCCCUCGGCCCACGCGGCGAGUUCGUCGCAGGCGGCCGGGUCGGCCCCGAGCAGGAAGGGGCGGAGCCACGGCGGCGGCCCUUACCGCGCAUUCUUAUCCCAGAGGUUUAAGAACGUGGGCGGCAAAGUCAACUGGGGCGGCAGCACUUCCGCCGAUUACCGCCGUGACAUGGCAGAUCCAGUGAAACGGGAGGUGCUCAUCGAUGCUGGCAAGCGGGCGACCGAGCAAGUGCGGAUGGGGGGCAAGAAGCCGUUCGGGCUUGGGAAGAGAGACAUCGAGAGACAGAGCUUGAAGUCCGCCCGCGAAGCCCAUGCAAAGCAUGCGCUUGCCAUGCACGAUGCCAACCUGGGGCGCCAGGACGUCGCCCAGAGCAUGUCGUUGAUGCCACUUUCUGCCAGCGCCGCGUCGCCAGCAGACUCCUGGAAAGCCGUGUUGGAUUUGAAGGCCGUCUGCUUCGCCCAGACGAAGAUGCAGCAGGAGUUGAGGGCUGCCGAGGUGCGCUCGUUGGCAAACUAUGCUCGGGAUGCUGGUUUGGGAUCGCGUUCCUUGCAGGUCGGAGCCGUAUGUGAGCAGAAGGCCGACCACUUGCCCAUGCCGAACGGCUACCCGACCUGCUACGACUACGAGUGGAUGCCAGCAGGCGCCAUGACGAAGAGCAAACAACUUUUGAGCAUCCGCACCAGCAACGUCGUCGGGCAGACGAUCCAAAACAGGUUGUUCAAAACAUGGGCGAAGUUGCACAAUAUAUGCGGUGGCCCCCGUCGACCAGAGAUCAUUGAGGCUGCGAGGAAGCUGGGCGACGUGAAGAAGAACCACCGUUGCAAGUUUCUGGGCUGUUGUGUGUGCGAUGUGGGUGGCGCAGCUCACGUGGGCAAGGUCACUGCAAAAUUCAAAGCAGCUCUUCGUUCAUCCGCUACGGCCUCAGCUGGUUUCAAACAGAAGCUGUUGGACGGGGACGUCGUCGUCGCAUUCAUUGGCAGGGACGUCGACGCCGAUGGCGGAUUCACGGAGGACGUCGACGAUUCGGUUAUUGUUUUGUGGGCCCACGUCGGUUGGCAGUGGCAGAGGCCUUGGGAGUCUCUUUUCCAUUAUGUCGAGGCCCCGCGGGGCGAUGCAGCUCCGAUUUCGCCAUGGUGUUCAAGGCCCCGCAGGGUCACGAGCUUGUUGGAUGGAUCUGGCACAGUGAAAUUUUUCUCGAAGCUGAACCUUGAUAAGCGCUGGGACGUGAGCUUUUGGGAGUUGCGGCACUCGCAUGGUAUGCUCGGGAGUUUCGUCCCGAACGUGGCCGAUUGCGAUCCCGUCAUGCCCGUCAACCCCAUUCAUUUGUUGUGGAUGCCUCGGCGCGGUCUUCCACCUGGCAAGCGGAAGAAGAGAGGCUGGAGCAUUGAUCUGUCGAAGUACGACGGCAGCGAGGAAGACGACUUCGACGGUGAGGACGUCGUGGCCGACGGCGUUGAUGCGGCCGUCGACGAUGAGCUCGAUGGGGGCCACGUCGAGGGCCCAGGAUUCGACAUUGCUGCUGCCGACGCGGCGGGUGAUCCUAUCGACUUACCGCCCGAACCCGCAGCAGAUCACGUUGCCGUGGGCGGCGCUGCUGUCAGUGAGGCUGGCACUGAGUCAGAGCGUGAGAUGGAUGUGCGGGGCUGCGGGGGCUGUGCGGAGCACAAGUAUGAUAACGAGUUAACUAAGAGUAGGACGUGCAGCGGCGACGAACUCUUGAAUCACAAGGGCCAUGAAAAGGAGGCGGAGCUCUUCGACGUGAUCAGGGGCGGCAUUGGGCUGCGUAGGACUCCCUGCGAGGGCUCCGCCCGCGCUCUAGCACCCGCGACGCUUGACCAGGCGUUCGACAUGUGCCACGUCUCCAUGCGGCGCGCGUGGUCGCGCGCUGUAGGUCUCAGGGAGAAGCCGACGAUGGCCAGAGCGAAGAUCCAUCGCAAGGGUGUUCAAGUCCGCGAGAUUGCCUCAAGGAUGCGUCGGCCGAGGUCACCGAGACAGGAACCGUUCUUCUUCCAGUGGUUGAAGUUCCAGCGAGGAGCAGAGCCCAUGGCCAGGGGCAAGCAGUCGGCGCGUGCUAAGCAGCAGGCCUUGGCGCUGCCGCAAGGGAGGGCCGCGAGCGACGAGGCCAGUGAUGGCUGUGAGAGCGUCGCCUCGGCGGCAACUGGAAUGACGCCGCCGCCUCCGAAGGCUCCUGCUCAGAUGAGGCCCCCGCCGAGGAGGAAGAAGGCACCCGCCAACUGCGUCGGCUGCGGCGUUUGCAACACUAGCCCCUGGGUCGAGUACAUCAAGAAGGCGAACGGCGAGCAGGUGCCAGUUGGUCCUGGAGAUGCCGAGUGCUACAAGACGUGGUUGGCUGGCUUCCAGACAGACGGCAGUUUCGAAGAAGUCUUGGAGAAGUGCCGCGCCGACAGCCAGUACAAGGAGUGCUUCCAGAUGGCCGGCUCCAUCAGGAAGGGGCUCACGAAGGCAGUGUACCGUCUCGCAGACAUCGUGAAAUCAUCUUCGCAGGGCUACCGCGCAUAUCGGUGCAAAGUGGGGCUGAAGCCAGUCGAAUUCGAGUCCAUUUUCAAUGGCACCAUCGAGGACGCGGGCCUGAAGCUACAGGACCUCCCGAACGAGUUCGGUGUGAUGUUCAAGGGUGCUCUCGUAAACGAUCCCGACCGACCUGGCGCCAGAUACGACGUGUUUCACGAGACCGCUUUGGAAAAGGUACUGUGUAUCAUGUCGAAGAGCGACCACCUCUGGUCUGGCCAGGAGGACAAGAUCUUCGAGAGCGUCUUCAAGUCAGACUUGAAUCCCGUGGGAUCGGCGUUGCAGAAGUUGCGGGCCCAGUCGGUCGAGCCCAACGAGAUCAGGCAGACGAUCUUUGAGAAGAGCGACAAGACAUCAAGCGGGCCCAUCGGCGUUUCCUCGUCGGGCGGUCGUUCGGCCUCGGGGUCUGGUGGAGCUGCUGCCGCCGCCAGUGCUGCAGGAGGUCCCGAAGUAGAUGCAGAGUUCGAUGAGUUGAUGGGCGACACUAUCGUUGCAGCGGAGAGCGGGCCCAUGCUGCACGAUGCCACCCCCGUCGCGAAGACGACAGCAGGCAGGAGAAAAUCGACCCCCAGCUGUGCAGCUUCGUCGGGGCUUGGUUUACGCAGGGGCGGUUCUACCAUCUAUGGAGAUCUUGAUGAUGACGACGGCGCGCCAGAUGGUAAGCGGCGCAAGUUCAGCACGACCGAGUGGAUCCAGAAGCUCGACCUCAUGAAGGCGCUGAGCGGGGCGGCGAUGGCACGCAAGAAGACUUUCGCUCAGACGCACUACAACAAUACCCCAGCCUCAGACACCAAGAAGAGCUUGCUGGCUGAGCAGAUCUUGCUGGUGGGCUACGCGAUCGACAUCAGCGAGUGCGACGUGGCCAAGGUGGAGGACGAUUUCAUCACGACCCGCAUUGCGGAACUCUUGAGGGCAACCCACGGCCAGCUGCCGACCAAUUUGAAGCUUAAGUUGUUUCACCGUUACGUGUGCCGAGCUACUGCGAACAUGGAGUUCAGAGACAAAGAUGGCAUCCAACGGUUUUUGAAGACCAUCUUCCCCUUGAACAUCAGCGGCUGUGACGACGAGGACAACUUCGACUGGAGGGUACCCAAGCUGUGGCAGUGCGAGGGGUCUCCUUCGGAACUCGCGAGCUACUUCACUGCGAGCCUCGAGAAGCUCAUCGUGCCGCUGCUGGCGAAAAACUCGGAGUCCAUCGACAUCAUCUUGAAGGCUUGCUCGUGGUGCUUGGAGGCCUACGCCGACGUCCUCUCUCAGGAGAUGGACGACUCGUAUGCCGAGGCGUUGCUGGACGCGUGUACUUGUUGGCGCGGUUGCCUUGGCCUUUUCAACGUGGCGGCUUCGACCACGCACGACAGGGCGAUCAAGAUGCUCAUCGAUAGGCCUCCCAAGGGAAAGGAGGACUCUCUGCCCUCGGUUGCACGGGCCACGAUCUCAAGGGUGAUGGAGUUCAAGCAGUACGUCGACGACUACACCGUCAAAUGUGCCAGCACGCUGCUCACUGCGCCCAAGUUUCAGGAGGCCAUGGCGUCGUUGCAGGAGGCCGCCACCAUGUCGAGCACGACGGAGGCGGUCAUGAAGUAUCCCGAGUUCAAGGCGAACAUGCGUCAGGGCAUGGUCGACGGCAUGGAGGCAGAGCUUUUGGGUCUCGUCCAGUUCUACGCCAAUGACUUCAAAGAGUUCAUGCGGCACGACGUGCCGACUGACCAGGCUGGACGUCACGCAGUUGUCAAGGUGUGCGAUGAGGCGAAUGCACUCUUUGAGGCGGUCGCGAAGCACAUGGUGGAGCUUGUACCCGAUGCCCCGCAGCUGGUGUCGUUCGCGAAUGCUGCUCGGGCCAAGGUCACGUCGCCCCACCGCCUGGAGUGCUUCUUCACGCUGCUGGAUGGCUACGCGAAGCCGCCCGAUGGUGCAGCAGCCGCUGCCGCUGGCAACUUGCCAUCUGCUGAGCACAGCAGGCGCCUGGCUGACGAGUGCAAGGGGCUGGCAACCCUCAGGGACGCCGUGAAGAACAACGGCUCGUACAAGCAGAUCCUCGUGUCCGCCGCGGAGAGGACCGCCGAGGGUAUCUCUCUGGUCGGCUCGGUCACCGCGCCUGGCUGCAAGGAGGCCUUGUCCGCGCUCGCAUGCCUCUGCAACCUGGCGGCGGAGGACGAAUCGAUUCGCGACUCCGCGAUGCUGGUGGACAUCGGCCAGGCCGCGAGCACGCUGCACAGCACGAUGUCCGAGUUCUCAGCCCUCGGUGACACCGUGAUCGCCUCUGCCGACGCAGACGCCAACCAGGUGCUGGCCAUGAAGAUGAUGUCGGAGUCGACGGCCUUGCGUGAGCUGCCUGGGAUGCUGUCCCCCAACAUGCGGUGCGACUUCGCGGUGGCUGUGGACGACGCAGCCAAACGCUUGCUGGCGAACGUCUCCGACGCGAUCCUCGACAGGCGCAAAAGGUCAGUCUUUGACUUGAUCGACCAGGUGUUCGCUGCCACGCGGACCGCGUACAAGAAGGAUGGGAGUCUCUGGAAGGACGGCUUCAGCGGCUCGUGGGACGACCUGGUGGCGCUGGCCAACAGCACCAUCAUGAGCGUGGUUGACGGCGACGCGCUGACCAGGGUGGCGGAUGCUCUCAGCGCCGAUGUGGACGAGUUCUGCAAGGAGGUCCAGCGGUAUGACCGCAUGACCGACUACAAGGAGACGGUCCUUUCGGCGAAGUUGGUGAGCACCAGUGCGAUGGUGAUCGUGCAGGAGGCAUCCAUCUUCCUGUGUUUCAAGAUGUUCGGGGAGCAGCCCGUCAAGCUGCGCAAGGGGCUCAUCAAGGAGAAAAAGGACAUGGUCGCGAAGGGCCUCCUGGCGGCAGAGCCUGGGAAGCCAGGCAUCCUCGAGAUCAUGGCGCGCGAG
This is a messenger RNA of Prorocentrum cordatum, 12072 nucleotides long. NCBI's taxonomy places the organism in Eukaryota, Dinophyceae, Prorocentrales, Prorocentraceae. The record is from the annotation of a GenBank genome assembly.